Boleophthalmus pectinirostris (great blue-spotted mudskipper) is the source of this 9309-nucleotide messenger RNA. It is a transcript of the gene flrt2, whose product is annotated as fibronectin leucine rich transmembrane protein 2. Bases 945 to 2924 code for a protein of 659 amino acids. Gene Ontology annotation, molecular function: protein binding. The record is from RefSeq and is a predicted model, not a curated record. The transcript has 2 exons. Lineage: Eukaryota; Metazoa; Chordata; Actinopteri; Gobiiformes; Gobiidae.
CGCACACACGUCGCACUAUCAACUGGACUCAUCUGAGAAAACAACUGCGCAGCGUAACGCAAGAAUCCAAAGACAAGUUUUGACCUCCGCGUUGCACGGCAGUUAGUAUGGACCGGGCGACGGGUUCCACUUUCCCGGCCGCCGCUGCUGCUGCCGCUGCUGCUGCUGGCGCCGUGUCCGGGCAGAGGAGCCGAAAAGCGGGCUCUUUGAUCCACCAGCUGCCGCUCUUCGCCCACUGCGGACAAGCUUGAGUAAAGUUCAAGCGGAGGAACACGUCUACGGAGCUACAAAACAACUCAAAAGAACAGACACUCCAGUGCGUAAUAUGGCACAGCGCGCGGAUUUAACUGUGGAAUAAUGCCUUUCUGUGGACUCGCCGGGGUUUUGCUUCUUUUCGACUCGAAGCAGCGGCAUUACCGUGCGGACCUUUACGUUGUUUCACGCAGUGAGACCGCAUGAAGGACACAGACGCGGAGAGAAAAGUUGAACGGUAGCGGGGUUUGGGAUGGAUAAAGGCUCGCUCAAGGACUCGGGACCCAAAUGUCACCCCCCUCGGACCGUGGGCUGGUCAGGGCCCAGCCGUGUGUGACAGGAGCCUGGAGCGCCUCUCUACAGCCAGCCUCCAAAUUGGCCCUGACUGAGCUCUGCGUGGUGCAGCCGUGAACGGUCCUGCUAUGGUCUGAUGUCUCAGCAUGGAUGGAGUCAGUCCACAGACUGGCCACCACUAAUGAGCGCGUCCCUCUUCAGCUGAGGACUAGCUUUUACAGGAUUACUCCCACUGUUUCCUGCUCUUUUCCCAGCUAACGGUGUCAUUACCAAAUUCUUGGACAUUUUGGCUCUAUUUUUUGUGGAUAUAUACACCAUUUCCUUUUUGAAGUUUAUUUGUUUGAAUCCAUCCAAGUUAUUUUUUAUUGGUUCUACUUCUGCUGUUGUGUUUUUCCACUAUGGAGUUUCUGGCUGGAUCGUGGAAUAAAGGUUGGGCUUCAUUCUUGCAUUUUUGGUUGACUGUUAUUAUAAGCCUCCAAAUGCAGUUUGGUCCCAGUACCUCGUGCCCAGUGGAGUGCCGCUGUGACAAACAGUUUGUGUACUGCAAUGAUCGCAGCCUGACCUCAGUGCCUCUGGGGAUCGAGGAGGGCUACAAGAUCCUCUUCCUUCACAACAACCAGAUCAACAAUGCUGGCUUUCCUGUGGAGCUUCACAAUCUGGCCUCAGUAGAAACUGUUUAUUUGUACGGCAACCAGCUGGAUGAGUUUCCUGUGAACCUACCCAAAAACACUAAAAUACUGCACCUUCAGGAGAACAAUAUCCAGACUAUCUCCAGAGCAGCCCUGGCCCAGCUCACUCGGUUGGAGGAGUUGCAUCUAGACGAUAAUUCCAUCUCCACUGUGGGGGUGGAGGAGGGCGCCUUCAGGGAGGCAGUUAGUUUAAAACUACUCUUCCUCACAAAGAACCACUUAAGCAGCGUUCCCAUUGGCCUUCCAGAGGACUUACAGGAACUGCGCUUGGAUGAGAACCGAAUCGCUGUCAUUGCAGAGGAGGCCUUUCAGAAUGUGACACGGUUACAUCGCCUCCUGCUGGAUGGGAACCUGCUGACAGAUGAGGGCAUCGCACCAGGCACCUUUCAUGAGCUGACCAACCUCCGUGAACUGGCCCUAGCCCGUAACUCCCUCACAUUCCCCCCUCCCCUCCUCCCCUCCCAGGCACUGGUCAAACUCAGCUUGCAGGAGAACCAGAUAAACCAGAUCCCUGUGGCUGCCUUCGCCGACCUCAGCCAGCUGGAAAAACUGGACAUCUCCAGUAACCAGCUGCAGACUCUGACGCAGGGCGUGUUCGACGGUCUGUCCCGCCUCCGCCAGCUCAUGGUGCGAAACAACCCCUGGCGCUGUGACUGCUCGGUCAAGUGGGUGGUGGUGUGGCUCAAGUCCCUGCCCCCCUACGUCAAUGCCCGAGGCUUCACCUGCCAAAGCCCUGACAAAGUGCGAGGCAUGGCCAUCAGAGAGCUCACUCUGGAGAUUAUUGAGUGUCCCAUUGAUAAAGAGCAGCCCGCCUGGCCCACUCUGCGCUCCACACCCCCUCCUCCCCCCACCACUGCCCCUGUCACCACCAUGAUCUCCACCCUCAUCACCACCUCUCUGCCAUACUACUUUGACUCCCCGUCACCCCCCCUCCCACCCAUCUAUCACAACCCCUCUGGGCCCCUGCCCCCCUAUGAGGACCCCCUUCAGAUCUCCUUCCAUGUGGUGAACUCCACUAACAUCGAGGUGAGCUGGGCUUCCUACUUCACAGUCACAGCUUACAAGGUCACAUGGGUCAAAAGGGGCCAAACCCAAAUGAGUGAAGGAAUGCAGGAGCGGACAGUUAGCGGCGACCGGAGGCACAUUAGCCUUUCUAACCUGGAGCCCCGCUCUGUCUACCGGAUCUGUGUGCAUGUUCUGGACUCACUAAACUCCUAUCGGCCCGGAGAGGACACUAUCUGCUCUGAGGCCAGGACUAAGUCCACCUCUCCUAAGCCGACUGGCUCAGACCAGUCCUCUCAGGACAGCCUCAACUCCACGCUGCUUUUGGCAGGGAUCAUUGGAGGGGCGGUGCUCAUCGUUCUCAUCACACUGCUCAGCUUGUUCUGCUGGCACAUGCACAGGAAGAGCCGGUCAUCUUCCACCAAAUGGAAAUACAACCGAGGCCGGAGAAAAGAUGACUACUGCGAGGCUGGGACCAAGAAGGAUAACUCCAUUUUGGAGAUGACUGAGACCAGUUUCCAGAUAGUGGCACUGAACAAUGAACAGCUGUUGAAGGGCGAUUUCCGAAUCCAGCCCAUCUAUACUCCCAAUGGUGGCAUUGGAUUUAGAGACUGUCACUUGAGUAACAACAGCAUAGCCUACUGCAAAAGCAGCAAUGUGCCCAGUACAGAGUUCUGCCACACGUGAUGCUGCGAAUAGUACAGUAUAAGGAACACUUGCAUAAUUACACAUGCACACUAUUUGUGUAGACUACAAGCAUAAAAUUUAGUCAAAUUAAACUGUACUAUAUAUAUUUCCAAGUUCUGUCUACAAUGUAAUUUAUACUGUGGAUAAAAAUGUGGGAUUCUCUGCUAUCUUUUUUAUUCCUAGAGAAAGUGUUUGCUUUUUUUAUAACCAGCAGAGUUUUGAGAGUUGUUUUAAUGGUCAGUACUGUACAUGAACAUGAAUUUGUACAAUCAUGGCACCCUGGGUGUAGCUUCUUACAAAUGCUGUUACAGUUGUAGAGCUGGAUGCAGAGGGCUGGGAUUCUUUGCUAACCACAGAAGCAAAAAUAUGGCCUAUUUGUGUUUUUAGAAACUGCAAUCGCUCUGAGAUACAGCCCCACAGUAGUAACACAGCACAGGGCAAAUCAAAACAUGGCUGAUUAGAGCACUGUGGAAAUAUAGCACUGGUUUUGUUGGUGGUAAGUUGUAAAAGCAGAGUUGAAGUGCACUUUCUUAUUAAUGGAAGCCGUGCAGGAAAUGAACGGCAGUGGUAGUACUCACAUGUGGGAGGUUGUGUCAUCAGCGCUGGUGAAAAACCCUGGAUGAGAUUUCCCAGAAGUGCUUUAACAGUAAAAGCAUCUUUGUCACACAGAUUCACAGCUAAAGGUGGGCUCAGACCGAGGCAUGAGCUAGUCUAUGGAGUGUCAGCUUCUGCACAUUCCUUUUUGUCUAAUGAGCAGUAACACGACCAGGUUCAGUUAUUAACACGAGUCUAAAAAGCAACAAAGGCUUUUUGUCUGUAAUGAGCUGUGUGAAUGUGCUGAGCCUCGCAAAUCCUUUUGAAGAAAUUCCCUAAUUUGUUCUGCUUCCUUCUGCCGUACCCCCCUGUUAUGACGAGUGGGGCCACAAGGGGGCAGCUUCCCUCAGUUUUUCUGAGAGAGAAGAAAGGCUCAUAGAUCAUUUUUAAGGCGAGAGACACUACAGGCACAACUUUCCUUUUCUGCUUUUUUUUUUUUUUUUUGCUUUUUUGCUUUUUGGUGCUCAUAUAAGCUUUCAUAUGAAAAACAGCUUGCAUCUAGAAAUAAAAAUAGUUUUAGUCUCAUGCAUUAAUAGAUUUAAAUGGCAAUUUUAAUGACAAUUUUCAAUCAUAUCUAGCUAACUGAAAUACUAAACAUCUGAAUAUACACAAUGGAUGAGGAUUACAAAGAUAUAAAUAACAAUAUUCAGCAAGGCUCUAUCAUUUUUUUCAGAGUUAUAUGCCUAAAUAUAUAUCUAGACAGACAUAUAUGUAUCUUUCAUUUAGUCAAUUUGUACACAUAAAAGGCCUUAUUUAUGUAUGAAAACACUGCAUGAUCAAAAACUACAGUAGAAAUCUGUAAUGUAUACCUUUAAAUUUAAGGCUUAUUUCCUCUUCACCUGCAGUGUCUCUCCUUAAUGAUGAGAAACAAUCUGAAGCUAACCAGAGUUUCCUGUAUGGCAGUCAAAUAAUAUCGAUUUUCCCCGACUAUUAUGAGAGUGGCUUGUGUGAAGGCAGGAAGUAAUGUGAUUCAUUUUCUGAUGGCUCACACUAACCGCUAAUUAUACACCCACUUAUUUCAACCUUGUCCCAGCGUUCAUUAGACUUUUUGAUAAAUUAGCAAAUUACAACAAAGAGAUUACACCCCGCCCCUGGUCCUUACAAAGCACAGAACGUAAUCUUGACUGAGCAGCUCAUCUAAUGUCUCAUCAUUUAUCCUUUUGUCUCCAUUUAUAAAACUGCCACGUCCUUUCAGCCUACUUUUGUCUGUAUAGUGAACCAGCUCAUGUCCCUCUCCCAAAUUGUCGGCCCAAGUAUCUGCAUGGUUCUUGCAAAAUUCUUUCACGGCUGAAGUAAGAUACAUAUAAAGGCUGCUUAUCGGGCCAGUUUUGUAUGACCAAAGCAAUGAAAAGAUGCGACAAUGGCAAAAAUUAUGAUUAAAAUGCAGUUUUUAUCUUGCUUUUGCUUUCAAAUCAGUACGGCAUUGAAACUGAAACAACAUUUAGAUAUUUACUAAAAGAGACGCAUUUGCUUAUAACAUAUCAACAACAUUAGCAUUUUUAUACAUUUGAUAAACAUGCCCUUGCGCAUUCAGCCCGAAACGGUAUCUAAUUUGAAGAAAAAAUACGUCAUUUUGAGGAAGGCUUUAUACCAAUUAUAAUACGGACAUUAUGAUAAAAAUACACUAUUACAAACAUAGAGAAAGUUUGUCUAAAAUGAUUCUAAAAUUCUAAAACUAUUCACUACAGAUCUAAUUUGGUGUUGUUGGUUUUUCUCCAGUAUUGAUACUUUUGAAUUAAAUUCUAAUGUCAGUCCUAGUUUAAAGGUGCAUUGUGUAACUUUUCACCAUGGAGAUGCCAUUGCUUCACCUGUAAAGUUCCACAAUAUGAUAUUAAAUGUAUAUAAAAAGGAUUUAUUCAAUUUUUGGUGUUUGUAUUGCUCAAAAAUACCUUUAAAAACAUGCAUUCUUACAAUGAGUGGGGUCCCCUCUGCACAGAUCUUACCUAUAAAUUGGCCUGGUGUCAUUUUCUUGUUUGAAAAGUUUGAAAAGUUGAAAAGAUUGAGAAGUUUAAUGCCAUACUUUGGAAUUACUGAGGUAAAGCUAUAAUCUCUCCAUGUAACUGGCGGGUCCUCUACCAGAAAAGUGACACAGUGCACCUUUAAUUAUUGAUAAUUAACUGCGUACCAAGUUUUUUCAUGCCUCAUUUGCUACCUAUCCCUGUCUCUGAACUCUUCCUGGCCUCUAUUUAAGCCUUUCUGUUCCUCCUUGUCUGAUGGUGGUUUCUGCGUGUGAGGUUGCACUCUUGAGCUCUUCAUUUUGCACUUCUUAAGACGACUUUAUUCGAUUUGACAAGAUUUUACAUCGAGGGGCCUAGCGUAAAAGAUUCCCCACCGCUAACACUGCCUCCCCUCUGAUAAUCCUCAACCCAAAAAGGCAGGAAAUACGCAGACCUGAUUUUCUCCCGCCUGCAAGAAACUCACAGUUGGAGAGGAAUUGCGUUAACUAUUUCGAGAGUCAGCUGCUAGCACUGUGGAGUACACCUUAUCAGCUUGGAACUAGGGCAAAAAACUGCAAAAAACGUGUGAAAGAAGAAUUUGAGGUUUUCCAGUAGUAGUAUCUGAAGUAGCAGCACUGUAAUUCUAGUGUUGCAUUAGAUCAAAAUCACGCGGCGGGCUAGUUCAAAUUUUAACGAAGUCCACGCCUCCACAGUUGCAACCCCAGCCUUGAAGAGAAGCUUUCACAUCCAUUAGUGUUUUUUGGGGCUUUUUUAGCUGCCAGACUUUUUCUCACUCUCGCUCAGUCUUGUGUAAUCUUGAAAGCUUUUGUAACAUUGAUAAAGUUGAGCAGGUACAUUUUUGACAUUUUCAAAAUUGCAUGAAGCACCUUGUAGCGGUUUUAACUUCUACAAACUAAAUGGAAUAUUUUUCCCUUCAAAAAGCAAAUGUAAAAGUGGCAGAUCCCAUCGUAGCUGGGGGGAAAACAGUGAAGCGUAUAAAAAGAUUGACAAGUGACAAGUAGUGCUAUUUGAGGAGCACGCUACGCAAGCUUAAAGGUGCAAUGUGUAACGUUUUUUGGUGGAGGGUGCAUCACCUGCUUCUUUUCAAGGAGAUAUUGUGUGGAAUUGAUCUUAUUUAUAGCAGGUGACACCACAGGGCGAAGUUACAUGUCAGAUCGGUGGAGAGGCGAGCCCACUCACAGUAAAAAUCUAAGCUUUUAGGUCAAAUAAAACUCAUGUUAUUGAGUAAAUGCUAAACCAGAGCAAUAUAAUCUCCAUGGAGACAAGCAAGCAGAACAGUGCAAUCAUGAAACAAAAAUGUAAAACUUGAUUCUAUCAAUGCGUAACAUAUAUUUCAGUAGCCUGAAGAUAAUAAAAAGCAGCAUAUUUUUUAGAGAAUAGAAUGUAAUUUUCAGCUCAUUUGUAACUAUUCAAAAAAGGCCCAAUUUGCUUCUCUUUAUGGGUUUUUCAUUUUUGGUAUAUCACAUAACGAUUUUUUGAAAACCCUACCUAAAAGUGCACUGUGUAACUUUUCUAGUGAAGGGUCCAUGACUUGCUUGUCUUCACAGAGAUGCUUUUGCUUACUAUUCCUGCUAUUGUCUAGAAUGUUCCACGGUAAAGAUUAAAUCUAGCUCAAUGGAGACGACUAGGCUAUAUUGCAGAUCAGAUCAGAUCAUUGUAUUUUUGAGCUGUAAAAACACCUAUAAUGAAUAAAUGUUAGGUUUAGGUGACAGACCCUCCACCAGAAAAGCUCUUCCGUGCACCGUAAAGAACCAUCCAUGUUUUUUGGUUGACACUGACGACUGGAAAGUGAAAAAAAAAUAAGCUGCUGUGUUGUUUUCAGGGUUAGAAUGAGAAAAUGAGAUGGCCAUUUUUUUCUAAAUUUAAGUCAAUCCUUCCCUCGUAAUUUUUUGUUUAGGAUCCAGCCACUUUCAAGAGUAAAAAGCUGCACUUCCAUGAAUCUUACAUACAUUCUUAUUCGAAAGAGAGCCCACUAAAACGACUGUUAACGUCAACAAUCCAACGCAUAAUUAGUUUCCUAUUUUAAGCUUUCCCUGAAUCUUUAGAUGUUGUUUUUGCUUUUACCAUUUUUGGCUCAGGCUUAUUUAAAUCUUCUGUGGUUAUCAAAGCAUCUCCAUUUUUCAUUUGACCUUUUCUACUAAUAUCCACAUAUCAGCUUACCUUACGCAUGCACUGUCCACGGAGACACGGUGGGUUUGAUCGGCCAGCUCUUUGAUCACGCCGUUGGCAAUCAUAAAGCUUUGCCCACAUCUAGCAGUUCACCAAGGGGGGGUUCUAUCCAUAAUUUUAUAGUGCACCAGCUGACCUAUGUUAUAUCAGAAAACACUUGAACAUUUUAGCAGGCUUUUGUGUGGAUUUUUGGAUUUCGUUUCAUCCCAGUUCGAAGAAAUCAAAUCGCUGUGAUCGCCACGCCCAACAUCGCCCCCUGUCUGUGAAUGUGUACUCAAGACUUGCCUUACCUUUUAUGUAGGAGGAUGAUCAGAGAGCGGCGUAGCAUUAAAAACAAAUCGAGCGCUACGACAAACGCUGCGCUUAUGUAAUCUCGAAAGCUUUCGUCACGUUGAUAAAGUUGAGCAGGUACAUUUUUGACGUUUUCAAAAUUGCACCUUGCGGCGGUUUUAAGUUCAACAAACUAAAUGGAAUAUUUUUCCCCUUCAAAAAGCAAAUGUAAAAGUGACAGAUUUCAAUGUGGCUCGAGGGAAUACGGUGAAUCAUCUUAAAAGAUUGACAACUGACAACUGGGGCUAUUUGAGGAGCACACUAGACAAAGCUUAAAGGUGCACUGUGUAACUUUUCAGGUAGAGUGUCCGCCACCUGCUUGACUCCAUGUACGUUAUUGUUUUUUCAUGGAAUGUUUUACAGUAUGGCAUUGUUUUAACUAUCUCCAUGGAGACACAUCAUUAGAUCUGUGGAGAAGUUGGUCCGUUCGCAGUAAAAAUGUGUCUUUCAGUUGCUUUGAGAGAUAAAAACACACUUAAAUGAACAAAUACAAGCUAUAUCUGUUUAAUGCCAUACUGUGGAACAUCCCAGGCUGAAGCAAUGACAGGAAGCACGUUUCUACGACAGCAGUAUUAGCAAGAAAUGACAACACAAACGCGACGCGCAGUAGCUAACAAGUCUGUUCAUCCGUAGUGUCAGAACCUUUAGCGGCACAUAGAUAAUGAAUCAAGCAGCAGAGGGGAGCUAGGGAUGUUUUGCAGCGUGCAUUAUUUUUUCAUUUUGCUUGAUGUGAGAAUAUGGCCGUGAAGCUGUAACCAAUGCAUUCGAUUUUACAGAGGCACUGCUCACAAACCGUUGAUUACUGUUUCAGGGUGUCGAGAUGAAAAUUUCCAGCUAAGCUCAUUGAAUCCAAUAUUAUGUUUAAUCACUGAAAGGUCAUUUCAGACAAAACAAAAGUUGUUUUAAAUGAGUUUGUGUCAUCGUAAUGCCUUUGGACACCGUGCAUUUCUUCCUACAAGGCAAAUCCUGCACUGCAAAUAGACAGGAAUUUCGUUUCUAUGUACUGUAAUAGAUUCAUAGUCUUUCAUCGCUUCUGGGUUUUCAUGUUUUUGUUUGUAGAGUCAUUAUUCUUUGUCAAAUUCAUGAUUUACAGAUUUAAGAUGGCAAUUUACGGCGCAUGUAAAAUCGGCGAGUGUUCAUCGUCGCAGUGUUAGCCAUCCACAAGCAAGACCUGUCCUAGGAACCAAAGUUAAAUUUCUGUUCUCAUGACGAACUUUGUUGAUGUUGUUCCAUGUAUGUGCCUUGAGGUUGAACUUACAAUGUAAAGUCCUUGAAACCUUUAAAUGUUUUUGCACAAACUGUAAAUACUUAAGUGAAGCUUUUUGACAAUAAAA